Messenger RNA from Scheffersomyces coipomensis, 1479 nucleotides. Its product is annotated as succinate-semialdehyde dehydrogenase (NAD(P)(+)). Gene Ontology annotation, biological process: GABA catabolic process. The record is from RefSeq and is a predicted model, not a curated record. The coding region runs from base 1 to 1479 and encodes 492 amino acids. Gene Ontology annotation, molecular function: succinate-semialdehyde dehydrogenase (NAD+) activity. Lineage: Eukaryota; Fungi; Ascomycota; Pichiomycetes; Serinales; Debaryomycetaceae. Gene Ontology annotation, cellular component: cytoplasm. The transcript has a single exon.
AUGGUUCAACUUAAAAACCCUGAUUUAAUUAGAUCAACUCCAUUCGUUAAUGGUGAAUGGAUCACUUCCAAAUCAACCAAAACUUUUAAAGUUUUCGAUCCAGCUACUGAAGAAUUAAUCAUUGAAUUACCUGAUCAAACAAGAGAAGAAAUUGAAUAUGCCAUUGAAACUUGUCACAUUGCUUAUGAGAAAUUCAAACAUACUUCUCCUUAUGAAAGAGCUAAAUGGUUAAGAAAUCUUUAUAAUUUAAUCAUUGAAAAUGUCGAUGAUUUAGCUAAGAUUAUAACUUGGGAAAAUGGGAAAUGUUUAACUGAUGCCAUUGGAGAAAUCAAAUAUGCAGCAUCAUAUUUCGAAUGGUUUGCUGAAGAAGCUAAAAGAAUAUAUGGUCAUACUAUUCAACCUCAAAAUCAAAAUAAUAAAGUUAUAACUUAUAAACAACCAAUUGGAGUAGUAGGAUUAUUAUGUCCCUUUAAUUUCCCAAGUGCAAUGGGAGCUAGAAAAUUAGCUCCUGCAUUUGCCGCUGGUUGUACUACUAUUUUAAAACCAGAUUUCCAAACUCCAUUAAGUUCAUUAGCGUUAGCUUAUUUAGCUCAUGAAGCAGGUUUCCCCCCAGGUACUUUUAAUGUGGUUUUGGUAAGUCAAGCAUCUACACCAGAAAUGGGAUUACUCUUUUGUGAAUCAAAAAUCAUUAAAAAGAUAAGUUUCACUGGUUCAACUCCAGUAGGGAAAUUACUUAUGAAACAAUCUUCAUCAACAUUAAAGAAAUUAUCAAUGGAAUUAGGAGGGAAUGCUCCCGUGAUAAUUUUUGAUGAUGCUAAAUUAGAUUGGGCUGUAGAACAAGCUAUCGCAUCUAAAUUCAGAUCAUUAGGUCAAACUUGUGUAUGUGCCAAUCGUAUAUAUGUUCAAGCAGGAGUAUAUGAAAAAUUCAAUCAAAAAUUCAUCGAAAAAGUUAAACAUUUCAAAAUCGGGAAUGGAUUUGAACCAGGUGUAACUCAUGCAUGUUUAAUUAAUGAUCGUGCAAUUCUUAAAGUUGAAGAUCAUUUUAAAGAUGCUGUUCUGAAGGGUGCUAAAGUAUUGAUUGCCGGUGGGAAAUUACCGGCAUUAGGAAAGAAUUUCUAUGCACCAUCUGUGAUUUGUGAUGUUACAAAUGAUAUGAAAGUGGUUAAUGAAGAAACUUUUGGUCCCUUGGGAGCUAUAAUUAAAUUCGAAACUAAAGAACAAGUCUUACAUUGGUGUAAUGAUACACCAUUUGGAUUAGCUUCGUAUGUAUUUUCCGAAAAUUUAAAUAAUAUCUGGUAUAUGUCAGAAUAUUUAGAAUCAGGAAUGGUAGCUGUUAAUACUGGUAUUUUCACCGAUGCCGCUAUGCCAUUUGGAGGGGUUAAAGAAUCUGGAUUUGGUAGAGAAGGAUCCAUGUAUGGUAUUGAUGAUUAUACGGUAGUUAAAUCAAUUACAUUAGGUAAUAUUUAUCAUCAUGCUUGA